GAUAAUCCCACUUGACCACCCAUCCCCAGAUCAGGGAGCUCUCGUGGUUGUAAGUCGCCCCUUUCACGGGCCCCGAAAAUAGAUUCGUUUUCUCCCCAAGGUUUCUCAGUCAGUUCUUGGGCGUGUCUUUUUUAUAUCGGAUUAGUUCGUGGUGUCACAGUAUUUCUGUAAUAAAGAGGAUUAAGUUUCUAAUAGUUGAUAUAGUAGUUGACUUGUUCUGGUUUGAACUACAGUUCGGUGCGUGAGAGCGCUGGUCACUGAAGGUGAGCUCUCUGAAGGUAGGCACUAUGUAUGUCUUCGUCUUUGUGACCGACCUCUUGUGUAAUGGGCCUGGUUUAGUGUAGAGUCAGCGUCUAGUAAAUGGUGAAUUGAACUGUUUGGUGGAAGAACUGUUUUAGAACCACUAACCCAGGGUCUCAAAAACUUCUAGAACCAGGAACCGGAACCACCUCCUUUUUCUUGCAAAGCAACCGAUGCUGCCUGAGGCUUGAACCCAGCCUGAGAAACCACAUCUGAAAAACCCUGCCUGUGUCUGCAGUAUCAGCUUGAAUUCCUCAGGUUAUUCUGGGAUGGAGACUCUUCAGCAGUGUUAAAUAUUUUACCAUAAAUCUAGGAGAUGGCUUCUUUGCAAAGGAAAGGGCUGCAGGCAAGGAUUCUUAGCUCUGAAGAAGAGGAGAAACUGAAAAGAGAUCAGGCUUUGGUGUCUGAUUUUAAGCAGCAAAAACUGGAAAAAGAGGCUCAGAAGAACUGGGACCUUUUUUACAAAAGAAAUAGUACUAACUUCUUCAAAGAUAGACACUGGACCACCAGAGAGUUUGAGGAGCUCAGAUCAUGUAGAGAGUUUGAAGAUCAAAAAUUGACUAUACUUGAAGCUGGCUGUGGUGUUGGGAACUGUUUAUUCCCACUUUUAGAAGAAGAUCUGAAUAUCUUUGCCUAUGCCUGUGAUUUUUCUCCAAGAGCCGUUGAAUACGUCAAGCAAAAUCCUUUAUACAACGCAGAAAGAUGCAAGGUAUUCCAGUGUGAUCUAACCAAAGAUGACCUUCUGGAACAUGUGCCCCCAGAGUCUGUGGAUGUUGUCUUGUUGAUAUUUGUACUGUCUGCUGUUCACCCUGAUAAGAUGCACCUUGUCUUAAAAAAUAUUUACCAGGUAUUAAAACCAGGCAAAAGCGUCUUGUUUCGGGACUAUGGGCUGUAUGAUCAUGCCAUGCUCAGGUUUAGAGCUGGCAGCAAACUUGGAGAAAACUUCUACGCUAGACAAGAUGGAACCAGAUCAUAUUUUUUUACUGAUGAAUUCCUGGCUCGGCUCUUUAUGGACACAGGUUAUGAAGAAGUGGUGAAUGAGUACGUGUUUCGUGAAACUGUGAACAAAAAAGAAGGCCUGUGUGUGCCAAGAGUUUUCCUUCAGAGCAAAUUCCGAAAGUGUCCUAAGAACCCAUCUCCUGUGACCCUGGGCCUGGAUCCCAAGUCCUGACUUUUCACGAGGUUGACGUUUAUGCCUCCCCUCGUAGAGGAAAGCUUAAAGUCACACUUUAUUUUGGAUAUUUUUAUAUUUUUUUAAAUGAGGAUGUGUAAUUUUUAUAUUAAAAAGUAGCAGAUGUCUUGUGUGUGUUUUAUAGAAAUGCAAAUAAAAUUGCCAGGCCUGAAAAGUAAAGGAAGUUUUAUG
Molecule: messenger RNA, 1663 nt
Organism: Lontra canadensis (Northern American river otter)
Lineage: Eukaryota; Metazoa; Chordata; Mammalia; Carnivora; Mustelidae
Gene: METTL6
Product: methyltransferase like 6
Exons: 5
Coding region: 617-1471 (284 amino acids)
Source: RefSeq, a predicted model, not a curated record